Molecule: messenger RNA, 1220 nt
Organism: Acanthoscelides obtectus
Lineage: Eukaryota; Metazoa; Arthropoda; Insecta; Coleoptera; Chrysomelidae
Source: the annotation of a GenBank genome assembly
UGGAAGCAGUGGCUAAGUACCAGGGCACCACAGCUGCUAUGAGGAGCUUAAAGAAACUUUGUUAAUUUGAUUUUUGAACUGCAUAAGUUUUCAACAAAUCGAAGCAAUCGAAGCUUGAGGAACCACGUAAGAGCGUCUAAAAUUUUUUGAAGAAAAAUAAAGAAUCUUUAAGGUACGUUGGGACUAACCACCUGGAGCCAAAAUGAGUAUCGAAGAAGACGUUAUGAGAAUCCAGAAAAAAUUAAGCAAAAUGACGUCUGAAGAUGGCAGUGGACAAGAACAGGCCAUGGAUUUACUUAAAGAACUGCAAACUUUGAACGUAAACCUGGAAGUUUUGAGGAAAACGCGUAUUGGAAUGACAGUAAAUGCUCUCAGGAAGUCUAGCAAAGAUGAUGAAGUGAUCGGUUUAUCAAAAACAUUGAUAAAGAACUGGAAGAAGUUCUUGCCAGACACUGCAGCAUCUGAAAAGUCAAGUAGCAGCUCAUCCAAACCCAAGAAAGAUAAAGAAGAGAAGCCUGCUAAGGAAGAUAAGGACAAAGAUAAGGAGAGGAACCUACCUAAACAAUUUCCACCAACAUCAAACACAACAGAUUCUGUAAGGCUAAAGUGUCGAGAGAUGUUGGCAUCAGCCAUGAAGACAGACAAUGCUGAUGAUUUUGAUGGCUGUGCUACAGCAGAAGAAUUGGCUGAAGAACUGGAAGAGGCAAUUUACCAGGAAUUUAAAAAUACAGAUAUGCGGUACAAGAACAGGGUUCGUUCUCGAAUAGCCAAUCUGAAGGAUCCAAAGAAUCCUACAUUAAGGACAAACUUCAGAAUUGGUGCCAUUUCUGCUACAAGACUGGCUGUAAUGACAGCAGAGGAGAUGGCUAAUGAUGAAGUCAAGUCACUCAGAGAAAGAUUCAAGAAAGAGGCAAUCAAUGAUGCACAGUUGGCGACAGCGCAAGGCACAAAGACAGACAUGUUGAAGUGUGGUAAAUGCAAGAAACGCAACUGUACUUACAACCAACUGCAGACCAGGUCAUCUGAUGAACCAAUGACAACGUUUGUGCUGUGCAACGAGUGCGGAAACAGAUGGAAGUUCUGUUGAAACUCCAAAAUAGGUCCAAUCUAUUUUCUAAGGGGUAUCAAGUUUGAGGUAAUCUUUACGUUCAUGUAAUUUUAAACUAUAAUUUUAUUGUAUUAGACUAAAUCAUAUAGCAAAUAAAGUCUCUGACCAAAAA